AUGGCGUCUGCUGAUCUGAGACAGGAGCUGGACUGUUCCAUCUGCCGGAACAUGUAUACAGAUCCUGUAACCCUGAGAUGUGGCCACAACUUCUGCCGGGCCUGUAUUGAUUGUCUGCUGGAUACACAGGAGGGGGCUGAAGCUUAUACCUGUCCUGAAUGCAGAAUAGAGUUUAAGAAGCGUCCUGUACUGCAGAAGAACGUAACGCUGUGUAACAUAGUGGGGAGGUUCCUGUCUACUCGGCCAGAUCAGGAGGAGACUGGGAUCUUCUGCACUUACUGUAUUCACUCUCCUGUACCUGCUGCUAAAUCCUGUCUGCAUUGUGAGGCUUCUCUGUGUGAUAAACACCUGAGAGUACACAGCAAGUCAGCAGAGCACGUCUUAUGUGAUCCCACCACUGCCCUGGGGAACAGGAAAUGCUCCGUCCAUAAGAAGAUCCUGGAGUAUUAUUGCACUGAGGACUCUCUGUGCAUUUGUGUGUCCUGCAGUUUGGCUGGAGAACAUCGGGGUCACCAGGUGGAGAUGCUGGAUGAGGCCUCUGAGAAGAAGAAGAAGAAACUGAAAAAUUAUCUGCAGAAACUGACCACAAAGAGAGAGGAGACUGAGAAAACAGUCCAAAGACUGCAGGAGAGCAGGAAAGAAACUCAGGAAAAAGUAGUUGUUGUAACAGGAAAAGUGACCUCUCUUUUUAAAGUCAUCAGGAGACAACUGAAUGACCUAGAGAAAAGAGUCCUGAGUGAGAUCUCCAGGCAAGAACAGCGCGUUUCACUCUCAGUCUCUGAACUGAUCCAGAAGCUGGAAAUAAAGAAGGACGAGCUGUCCGGGAAGAUGCGUCACAUUGAGGAGCUGUGCAACAUGUCUGAUCCAGUGACUGUCUUACAGGAACCAGACACAGGGGACUUGUGUGAUACUGAGGACACAGAGACACAUGAUAACCAGGUCCAUGCCGAAGGUGGUCUCAAUAUGGGUGUUAUUUCCGAGACAUUAUAUGCAGGGCUAUCUGAUAUAAUAAGAGGUAUAAAGAAUGGGAUUUAUGUGUCAAAAGUUACAGACAUAGUUCUAGAUGCAAACACAGCUGCUAAUAAUAUACAGUUAUCAGGUGACAGGAAAUCUGCAUCCGAGUCACAUAAAAACCAGAAUCAUCCAGAAACACCAGAGAGAUUUCAGUAUCGUCAGGUAAUAAGCACCAGGGGAUUUUAUACAGGUCAACAUUACUGGGAGGUGGAGAUGAGCAAACCUGGGAGAUGGAUGGUGGGGAUGUGUUAUCCCAGCAUAGAAAGGAGAGGGGAUCAGUCAGUCAUUGGGUAUAAUAACAAGUCCUGGUGUCUGUGUAAGGAUAAUAAUCAGUAUGUGGCGUUGCAUGAUAAUAAAGGUAUAAGGCUACCUGAUAAUAUCCGCUGUGACAGAGUGAGGGUAUAUCUGGAUUAUGGGGCAGGGCAGCUGUCCUUUUAUUCCCUGUGUGACCCAAUCAGACACUUACACACCUUUACUGCAACCUUCACUGAGCCCCUCCAUGCUGCAUUAUUGGUGUAUAAAGGUUCUAUCAAGAUAUUUGGGGAGAACCGUGAAUUGGGAGAAUUGAUUCUAAGAUUUCUGCCCAGAGACUGGUGACAUCAUGGGGAGAGGAUUCUGAUUGGUACAAUUUUUAGACAAUAGACUGAGACAAUGGGUGGAGCUACAACUAAGUGUCUUCUGUUUUGCACCAGGUGUUAGAAACUUUUAUUAUAAAUAUAUAAACAUCCAUCUCUGUGGUACAGUAUUUAUCCGCCUCUGACUCAGAGAUACACAUGGUCCUAUUGCAUGCAGUGUACGCUGGGGUUAAUUGGGAUAUUUUCUCUGUAAAGGUCUGCACACUGGGAAUUGUAGGCCAAGAGUGUAUUUUGCAUGAUGUAAAAUGGGUUGCACUACAACAU
Molecule: messenger RNA, 1913 nt
Organism: Pseudophryne corroboree (corroboree frog)
Lineage: Eukaryota; Metazoa; Chordata; Amphibia; Anura; Myobatrachidae
Product: E3 ubiquitin/ISG15 ligase TRIM25-like
Exons: 1
Coding region: 1-1611 (536 amino acids)
Molecular function (GO): zinc ion binding; protein binding
Source: RefSeq, a predicted model, not a curated record